CAGGGUACCCAGAAAAGAAAAGCAGGAAAAAAAGGAAAAAAAAGAAAGGAAAAGAAAGGAUAAAGAGAAACCCAUCUCUCUUGAAACACAAUUUUCCCCCCUCUCUCUCUCUCUCACUCUCUGUCUUUCUUACUCUGCUUUUCAAAGGUAUCCCAAUUUCCGCCCCACCGACCGCCAUUUCUUCAUAUUAAAGCUUCAUAUCCAUCAAUGUCACUGUAAUUACUAGAAAGAGAAAAAGUGGGUUGGUGAUAAAAAGAGGGAGAUGGAUUUGGGUAGAAGAAAAACAGGGGUUAGUAGUAGUGUGGUUUCAGGGUCUGUUUGGGAGAGCAGAAUGAAGAUGGAUGAAGUGAAAGGUGGGAUUAAGGUGUUCAAUGGGGAAGAUGGUAGUAACAAAGAAGGUAGAGCUGUAACAAGAGUAAUGCCCAAGAGAACUACUACAGCAACUGAUACUUCCGUAGUGAGUGCAAAGAGGAAGGUGUUGAGUUCAGACGGUUCAGAUGGAUCUGAAAAAUCGCCAAUUCAGAGAAGCCCAAAUCAGCUGAGGAAGUUGAGAUCUGAAGAAAUUGAGAGAAGCCCAAAUCAAAUAAGGAAGUCAAAAUCUGAAGUGGGGAGUAGAUCAAGUGUUGAGAGAAAUGAAAAAACCCCAAUUCAGCUCAGGAAGGUGAAGUCGGAUUCCAUCAGCACAAUCGUCGAUGACAAUGCUAAGGCCAUUGUUGUUGUCGGUGGAAGAAAUGGGACAGAUUUAGAGCAUCUGCAAAAUCUAGAAUCAGAAUCGAACGAGAAUUUGGUCGUAAUUGAGAAGGGAAUCCACGGAUCUGUGAAGGAAAUUGAGAAACCUCAAGUUGAGAAUGAGACUUCUUGUAAGGAAUUUGAAGUGUGCCACAUUUCAACCAUUGCGGGUCCGAUCAAAUCCACUCAGAAAGUGUCGAUCAAUGACAGUGAUGUUAAAGAUGAAAAUGAAGCCAACGAAGAGGAGGAAACAGAUGAAGAAGAAGAGGACAUUGAAAUUGAGAAGGAAAGCUUCGAUAUCAAGGAGAUCAAUUUACCAGAACCCAAAAAAGUUGUGAGUGAAGUGAAGCGAUUCCACCAAAUCUACGAAAAACCAGGUCCAACGUCCACCAAACCCACUUUCACAUCGAACGAAUAUCACAGCUUCCAAGAAAAAAGCACCAAAUUGCAGAGCUUAGUGGACUUAGUAAUGUGGAAGGAAGUAUCGAGAUCUGCCUUCGUGUUUGGGAUUGGAUCUUUUCUUAUAAUAUCAUCUUCCUACGCUAAGGACAUUAACAUCAGCUUUAUCUCUGUGAUGUCAUAUGUGGGACUCUGCUACCUUGCUGCCACGUUCCUGUAUAGAUCCAUUAUUUGCAGGGGAGCCAUUGAUAUGGAGAACGUAAGGCAUGUGGUUGGCGAAGAAGAAGCAAUUUGGGCUCUUAAAUUACUACUCCCUUACUUGAAUGAGUUCUUGUUAAAGCUCAGAGCUCUGUUUUGUGGAGAUCCUGCAACUACAAUCAAGCUGGCUGUUCUCCUGUUUGCCUUGGCCCGAUGUGGCAGCUCAAUAACCGUCUGGAAAGUCGCCAAAUGGGGUUUCUUCGGAGUAUUUACCGUACCGAAGGUCUGCUCUUCGUAUUCCUCGCAGCUGGCUGCUUACGCUAAAUUUUGGGUUCGACGAUUUCGUGAUGCAUGGGAGUCAUGUUCUCACAAAAAGGGAGUGGCUGUAGCAAUCUUCGUACUCGUAUGGAACUUGUCUUCAGUGGUCGCUCGAGUUUGGGCUGCAUUUGUGCUGUUUGUGGCGUUUCGAUAUUACCAGCAAUCUUUACAAACAGAGGAAUGGGAGGAGGAGGAGGAGGAGGAGGUGGAAGAAGGUGAAGCAACGUGUCAAGUUUCUAUUGGAAAGGGAAAAUAUGGGAGUGGGACCCUUUUUGGAGGUAUGAGCCGUGGGAAACAAAAGAAGAAAUUUUGAGAAUAAAACCCACAAUUUUAAUAAAAAUAAUUUUUUGGUAUUUUAUUUUAUUAUUAGCUUUCAACUUCAAUCGGCAGAGGCAGAUGCUUGCUGUUUGAUAUAGUUGUAUGGUCCAUUUUUGUCGACCUCCUUAAGAUUUGUUGGUCACUUGGGUCUUUGUUUUUUUUGCUAUAGAAUUUUCUACUUUUGGUUUGUAAAUAUUUGUGGGUUUAUUCAAUAAAAUUAAUUAAUCCCAUUAUAGUCUUUUAUAA
This is a messenger RNA of Cucurbita moschata (crookneck pumpkin), 2208 nucleotides long. Its product is annotated as reticulon-like protein B21. NCBI's taxonomy places the organism in Eukaryota, Viridiplantae, Streptophyta, Magnoliopsida, Cucurbitales, Cucurbitaceae. Bases 263 to 1957 code for a protein of 564 amino acids. The transcript is spliced from 9 exons. The record is from RefSeq and is a predicted model, not a curated record.